Molecule: messenger RNA, 7477 nt
Organism: Sphaeramia orbicularis (orbiculate cardinalfish)
Lineage: Eukaryota; Metazoa; Chordata; Actinopteri; Kurtiformes; Apogonidae
Gene: myo15aa
Product: myosin XVAa
Exons: 64
Cellular component (GO): cytoskeleton; myosin complex
Molecular function (GO): ATP binding; cytoskeletal motor activity; protein binding
Source: RefSeq, a predicted model, not a curated record
AUGUAUUCAAUCAGAACCUUGGCCUCUGUGUCCCAACGUGAGCAGAGAGAGGAAGAUGGAGUGGAGGAUAUGACACAGCUAGAGGAGAUGCAUGAAGGGGCUGUUCUACUGAACAUGAGGAAAAGAUUUCAGAGGGAGCUCAUUUAUACAUACAUAGGUAGUAUUCUGGUGUCGGUGAACCCCUACAAGAUGUAUAACAUAUAUGGGACAGACAUGGUGCUACUGUAUAAGGGUCGUGCUCUGGGAGAGAACCCCCCGCAUUUGUUUGCCAUAGCAAAUGCUGCUUAUUCCAAAAUGAUGGAUGCCAAACACAACCAGGUCAUUAUUAUCAGUGGAGAGAGCGGGUCUGGGAAAACUGAGGCCACCAAACUAGUCCUUCGCUAUUUAGCAGCAAUACAACACACAUGCAAUGUUGCGCAACAGAUUGAGAUACUUGAGGCAGCUCCUCUGCUGGAAUCCUUUGGAAAUGCCAAAACUGUGCGGAAUGAUAAUUCCAGUCGCUUUGGGAAAUAUAUAGAAGUCUUUCUGGAAGAUGGUGUGAUCAGUGGUGCCAUAACCUCUCAGUAUCUGUUGGAGAAGUCUCGUAUUGUCUUCCAGGCCAAAGAUGAGAGGAACUAUCACAUCUUUUAUGAGAUGUUGGCAGGUCUUCCCUCGCAGCAGAAGCAGGCUUUCUAUCUCCAAGACGCUGAGACAUACUAUUACCUCAACCAGGGAGGGGAUUGUGGGAUAACAGGAAAAAGUGACGCAGAGGACUUCUUGCGUCUUCGUGCUGCCAUGGAGAUCCUUCACUUCACCCCUGACGACCAGGCGGACAUUUUCAGAGUUCUCUCUUCAAUACUGCACCUGGGCAAUGUCUACUUUCAAAGAUAUGAGGCAGAUGGUCAAGAGGUGGCGUCAGUGGUUAGUGCUCAGGAGAUCAGGGUGGUGGCGGAGCUGCUGCAGAUCUCACCAGAGGGACUACAGAAAUCCAUCACCUACAAAGUCACGGUUACGAUGAGGGACAAGAUCUACACCCCACUGACUGUGGAAAGUGCUGUUGAUGCCAGAGAUGCUGUUGCCAAGAUCCUGUACUCGUUGCUCUUCCACUGGUUAACAGAGAGAAUCAACGCUCAGGUUUACCCCCGCCAACACUCACUCUCCAUCUCCAUCCUGGACAUUUAUGGAUUUGAGGAUCUGACCUUCAACAGCUUUGAGCAGCUUUGCAUCAAUUAUGCAAAUGAAUACCUGCAGUUCUUCUUCAACAGGAUCGUGUUCAGAGAAGAACAGGAGGAAUACAGCAGGGAACAGAUCCCCUGGCAGGACAUCCUAUUCAGUGACAAUAAACCGUGCAUUGAUCUCAUUGCCGCCAAGCCUCAUGGGAUAUUGAGGAUUCUGGAUGACCAGAGCUCUUUCCCUCAGGCAACAGACCACACUUUUCUUCAGAAGUGUCACUAUCACCAUGUCAACAACUCGCUGUAUCAGAAGCCAAAAAUGCCCCUCCCUGAGUUCACCAUCAAGCACUUUGCUGGCCGGGUCACUUAUCAGGUUUACAAGUUCCUCGAUAAGAACUACGAUCAGGUCCGACAAGACGUACUCGAUCUGUUCAUUCAAAGCAAGAACAAGAUGGUGUCAAACCUCUUCCUGGUACACACAGAGGUCAUAGGUCAGCAGAAAGGAGGUCACGUGAGGAAGAGUAGCACAGUCACCAGAAAAUACCAAGCGCCCACUGUCAGUAGCAAGUUCCAGCAGUCACUGCUGGAGCUGGUGGAGAAGAUGGAGAGGUGCAACCCUUUUUUUGUCCGCUGUAUUAAGCCAAAUAAUAUGAAGGAACCAGGUCUGUUUGAGGAUGAACCGGUCAGUAACCAGCUGCGACACUCUGGUGUCCUCGAGACCAUUCGGAUCCGUAGAGAGGGUUAUCCUAUCCGAAUGCCAUUUUACGUCUUCCUGUUUCGGUAUAAGUCCCUGGUGGGGAUUCAACAGAUUCCUGAUGCAACUGGAGAGAACUGUGUAAUACUGCUCAGUAAACUGUGUCCCCUCAGGCUUGGAUCAUACCAUGUUGGAGUCACAAAGAUAUUUCUGAAAGAGGACAUCUACCAGCUGUUGGAGUGUAAACGAGAGCGCUCCCGUAAUCUCGCCGCGCUCACACUGCAGCGUUACGCCCGUAUGUUCUUCGUCAGAAAACGCUUCGUGGCCUUCCGCAACAAGAUCAUCAGGCUGCAGGCCCAGUGCAGAGGUUUCCUCAUGAGGAAACGUUAUGUGAAAAUGAGGGAGAGUCUGGUGCGUUUCCGCUCUCUGGUCCAUAUGUACGUCAACCGCAAGCAGUACAUCAAGAGGAAGUUUGAAGCCAAGAGGAGAGUUGAAGAGGAGAGAAGGAAGAGAGAGAUGGAGCUGACCAAAAGGGAGGUGGUGAACGUCACCCACUUGGUGAUUCCUGCAGAGCUUGGUGCUUUACUGCAGACAGCAGGAGUCAGGAGGGAGUUACACUCAGACUGCCUGGCUCUGCUUCAGGCUCCUCAUAUCCAAGAACAAACUCAGCUCACUCUGCCUCUGGACAUUAACAACUACCCCUUCUCCCGCUAUGUACAGAUUCACUUCAGGGAGCCAAAGUUUGGGAUGUUGAUGGCCCCCCUGGAGUCACCUCUGACCCGAGUGGAGGAGGACCUGAAAGCCGAGGCCCUGGAGCUCUUCAUCAUGGUAUUAAGGUUCAUGGGGGACCCUCACCUGAAUGGGGCGCAGGAAAAUAUGUUUGGGAAUUACAUCAUCCAGAGGGGCCUCUUGGCUCCAGGGUUACGUGAUGAGAUCCUUGCUCAAGUCGUCAACCAGGUUUGGAGGAAUAUUAACUAUGAUAACGCAGAGAGAGGCUGGCUGCUGCUGCUGGCGUGUGCCUGCAGCUUCUCCCCAUCACCCAAGAUGGACAAAUAUCUACUAAAGUUUGUGUCCGACCAUGGCCCUGAUGGUUUCCAGGCGUUGCUGCAGCAUAGACUCAUCCAAGCCAAUCAGAAGACACAGCUCAGCUCCGGCGCCUCUUCAGACACUGCACGGACCUACCCGCUGUCUCUGCUGGAGUGGACGGCCAAUAGGAAGAAGGCUAACAUGGCACUGCAUGUGCAUUGUCUCGACGGGGGAUCGUUCCUCUGUCCUGUCCACUCCUGGACCAGUGGAGAGGAUUUAGCAGGAGACAUCAUGCGCCACAGGGGAGUGUCUGACUGGUGGAGGGGGAGCUCAGUUCUGAUGAAGGAGCAUGGCCAGUGGGUGGAGUUAGCUGGUCACGACUAUGUGAUGGACCUGAUCGCAGACCUGGAGCUUCCUAUGAAUUUCCCAAAGCAGAAGAGUUACUUCAUCAUCAGCUCCGAUGACCCCUCUAAAGUCCGAGCUAAUGCCAGCCUUGCUCUAUUUGGCAGUGGCUUUGACUCGGAUGAGGAGCUUUCUCCUUCCUUCACUGGUAGUAGACCCGCCUACAGUCUGCCUGACUCGGACGGUUACUACAGCCAUGUGGAGUCAGAUGCGUUCAGUGACGGUCAGACUCAGAGAGGAAUGGACCGCUACCUGGACAGUCUGUUUGACCCUGUGUUGUCCGACAGCAGCAUAGACAUGGAAAAGACUGCAACUUUGUCAGCAAGAAUGAAGGGAGGAGGUGGUAUCGGCAUCACAGAGGGAGGAAGAGGAGAGGGGGAGAGUCAUACGGCCCCUAGUCGGCCUUAUCCACCGGGAAUACACCCCGGAGGAUCAGAACACGCAGUACUGACUCAACAGCAGCAGGCCAUCAUCAACCAGCAAGCUAUCAUCCUGGCCCAGCAGAUGACCAUGCAGGCCAUGGCCAUCCAGCAGCAGAUGCUGUCCUCCUUCCCUCCCGCUACCCCGGCUCCACAGUCGCCACCCUCACACCAUCACACAUACUCACCACAGCGCUCCCACACAGCCAGUCCUACUAAAGAGAGUGAGGACUUUUCAAAACCCCGCCCUUCUCAGAGAAAAACGAGUCCGACCCGUGGCCCUCCCCCUGAGGAUGUGGUCCGGUCCACUGUGAGUAACACAGAGCGCAUGGAGCCUAGCCACGACAUCAAGGACAUCGUCAAACAGCAUCAACCUGCUGGCUCAACAGCUUCUUCUGGGUAUUAGACAAGCAGGAAAGGUGAUGGGAAGGUGUUCACAAAGAAGCCAGAUCCUCAUGAUGAAGCUAUGGAGAUCCUUAAAGACCAGAUGGCAAACCCACCACAACCGACGCAAAGGAGGCCUGUAACAUCUCAGCCCAAAGACGACGGUGCAGCUAAAGUUACCAAGUCGACCAAGUCUCAUCCUGCAGGACGAGCCAGCUCCAACAUAAGCCCCGCCCCCCCUCCAGCUCCAGUUUCCAGAGAGUUGCCAGUUGAGGAGGAGAUCAUUCAGACUGAACUCCACAGCAGAACCAGUGAUGAAUACUACACCUACACCAACGUUCCCUGGAAGCUCUACAUGAGGAAAGAGGUGUUUUAUCCCAAAGAAACCUUGAAUAAUCCAUUGAUUCUGGACAUGAUCUUCAGACAGAUUGUACAUGACACCUUCUCUGAGGCCUGCAUUCGCAUCACCGUGGAGGAGAGGCAGAAGAUGAGAGCUCUUUUUGCGGAACACCAGGUAGAACAGGUUUCGGGAACACAUGACGAGAGCGUGAAGAAGAAAGUGGUCGCAGUGGCCAGAGACUCUUGGGAGAUUUACUUCUCCCGUCUUUUCCCUGCUUCAGGCAGUGUGGGCACAGGAGUGCAGGUGUUGUCUGUUUCUCAUAAAGGCAUCAAACUGCUGAAGAUGGUGAGGAGCAGCUCCACUGCCCCAGACUACUUCAGAGUGCUGAGGCUGUACAGCUAUUCGGACAUCCUGUUUGUGUCGAUUCCAUCCAAGAACAUGCUGGAGUUCAACUUGACCAAUGAGAAGCUGAUCCUGUUUUCUGCCAAAGCCCCGCAGGUCAAACACAUGAUCGACUACUUCCUCACGGAGCUCAAGAAGGACUCAGAGUAUGUGGUGGCGGUGAGAAAUUACAUCACUGAAGACAGGACUCUGCUCAGCUUCCACAAAGGAGACAUUAUUAGACUACAGCACAUGGAUGGACUGGACGUUGGCAAAUAUUACGGCUGCGUAGUAAGAAAGAAGGUCAUGCUCCUGGAAGAGCUAAAGAGAGACACUCCAGACUUUGGCUGGCGGUUCGGGGCUGUGUGUGGAAAAUCAGGAGUGUUUCCUAGAGAAUAUGUCCGUCCUGUGGCUGCUCCAGACUUUCUGGUUCUUCCUGCUGAGCGAUUGGAGCCCAGGGACAGGCAGGGACGAGUUGCCGCCUCUGCUGCUGUUGCCGUCGCCAUGGGCUCGGCCGUUGCUGCCCAUGAGUUUGACCGCUCCACAGAGGUUGUAAAUGAAAUGUAUGGGGACAGUCUGGGCACCGAACUAGAUGAUCUGCCUCUGCACAGCAGCCAGUACAGCAUGUCGGAGUUUGCCAAGAAGUACUUUAGAGAAGCACAGAGAAACCGUGAUCAAAAAGCCAAAAAGGGCAAAGAGGGCAGGGAUCCUGUGGACAUGGUCAAAUUCUCAAAGUCUCCAAUCCAAGAGUCUCUGAUUGACUUCUCCGACAGUGGGAUGAACCGAGUGGCUGCAGAUAUCUUUUUGGCUAUAAUGAAGUUCAUGGGAGACUAUCCACUGAAAGGUCAGACUGAACAGGACCUGGUCACCACGAUACUGAAGUUGAGUGCGGACCACGGCCUCAUGAAAGAUGAAGCCUACUGCCAAGUGAUGAAGCAAGUUACUGCCAACACCAGCUCCAAACCGGACAGUUGUCAGAGAGGAUGGAGGCUGCUCUACAUCCUCACAGCUUUCCAUCGCUGCUCUGAAGUCAUGAAGCCGUUCCUGAUGAAGUUUCUGCAGGACACCUGUGCCAGCCCUGGGGUCCAGUACCAAGGUAUUGCCAAGGCAUGUGAGCAGAAUCUGAGGAGGACUUUUCAAUAUGGCGGGCGUAUACAGUAUCCCAACAGCAUGGAGCUCAAAGCCAUGCUGGCUGGGCGGAGCUCCAAAAGACAGCUGUUCCUGUUGCCAGGUGGGAUUGAAAGGCACCUGAAGAUCAAGACGUGUUCGGUUGCUUUGGAUGUCAUCGAAGAACUUUGCUUUGAGAUGGAUCUGCACAGGAUGGAGGCUUUGGAUGAAUAUGCCGUCUUUUUGGUCACACACAGAGGUCAGAACGUACGACCCUUAAACAAGCGUGAAUACAUCCUGGACAUCGCAACAGAGGCAGAACCAGUCGAUGCAAACUACAGCCUGUGGUUCAGAAGAGUCAUAUGGAGUCUGGCUCUGAAGCUUGACAAUGAACUUUAUGUCACCAUGCACUAUAACCAGGUGUUGCCAGACUAUUUGAAGGCCUUGCUCAGUGUGAUUCCUCAGGGUAAAGCCAGUGAACAACAUUUGCAGCAGAUUGCUAGACUGGCUGCCCUACAGCAUCGUGCCAAGGACACCAUCUACCUGCCCACCCUCCGUGACUUGCAGGAGACUGUCCCUCAACAGUUCUCCAGUAAACAGGGUCCACAGCAGUGGCUGAAUAUGACAACGCAACACAUGCAGCAGGUCCAGCCCUUAAACCCACACCAGGCUCGUGCACAGUUUCUUGGUCUGGUCAGUGCCUUCCCCAUGUUUGGCUCCUCUUUCUUCUACAUCCAGAGUUCUAGCUCUUCCUCUGUCCAAGCCCCAUGCAUCCUGGCAGUAAAUCUGAACGGACUCCACUUCCUUAACAAGGAUACCCAUGAGGCCAUGGUGCGGUUCCCUCUCAAAGAAGUCCAGUCAACUCGCACCCAGAGACCGACUUCAGGCUCCAGUUACCCGUAUGUUGAGAUCAUGAUAGGAGACCUCCUCAACCAGCGCAUCAUGCAGCUGCAGCUGGAGCAGGGCCUGGAGCUGUGUCGAGUUAUUGCCAUGCACAUGGAGAACAUGUUGUCUGUCAGAGAGAAGAGACUCACCCUGCCACCAAGUGAAAUUACCCUGCUAUAGCACAAACAUGUACACACAGAAUAGAAUCACACAUAUUGCCUCAUAAAUACACUGUUUCUACCUCUAUUUAAAAAAGGAAGUUUUUGAUAUCUAAAAGGAACAUAUCUCUAAUAUGAUGCAUGUCAUGAUGAUGGAGCCGACAUGAAGUUAUUUACAGAUCAACUGAUAAGUGAUGACAGUUUGGUUCAUUAACGUUGUACGGUACAUCUGUUUCAGAUCCUGUCAGCCAUGACUGAGACUAUAAUGGAUAAGACGUCUUCAGUUGUCAUUCCCCUUUCAAAAUAAUAGUGUUACUUCAUUCAAUUUUUCCAUACAACAACACAGAAAUUAAAAUAACUGCCUUCUCACAUUGAACAUUAGUAUGAAUUUUUGCUGCCAAUGACUGUUUUUCAGGCGGUUUGAUGAGACAGAAAUAUGUGUGACGAAUAACAAGCAAACGUUGGCAUCAGAUUAUUGACCCUUUAACAUUAUUAAAUACUUGACCUUUGACAUGUCAUUUUUAGCCUGC